Ceutorhynchus assimilis (cabbage seed weevil) is the source of this 7865-nucleotide messenger RNA. The record is from the annotation of a GenBank genome assembly. NCBI's taxonomy places the organism in Eukaryota, Metazoa, Arthropoda, Insecta, Coleoptera, Curculionidae.
CAAAAUUUAAAACUAGACAGAAAGACACCUUCGCCAUCCAGUCAAGAUUGCGUUUGCAAUGUAAUGGCUAAAUUAGUUUAGGGUUUAAUCGCUAGGUGGCGCAAAAUUUUCUUUCCCAAAGUUAUCGAAGCAAAACAAACACAAAUGGGUAAUUUAACAUCAAAAAACAAAUAUAAGAAGUUUUUCCAGUUAUUAAUCCACUUAAGCUAAUUCCAAUUGCCAAUCCGGAUUAUUAUUUAUUGAUAUUUUGGUUGCCAUUUUUCCUAAUCAAAACACACGCUGUGAUUGGUCCGACAACUAGUCUCCUUGAAGGUUAUUGGUCGUACGUCAGUGGUUUGACACAUGUUCAUGUGACCUUCCCCAUCUUUCUAAGUUUCUUGGUUGCAAAGUGAGGUAUUUUUCGUGGUUUUUAUCGUUUUUUGGAAGCACUCGGCGCUCCAAAUUGUUUUGAAAAGUGUCCAAUAACGUUAAUAAACAAUAAUCGUCCGUUGCCACGCACUGUCAGUGCUGCGAAAGCGGACAAUUUGUGAUUUGAUUGUUGCAAACUCAUUAUGGUGUCCUAACCAACAAAAGUUGUAUUUUUAAACCAUCCACAUUAUUAAAUCUCAAGCUCAAGGCUUUAAUUUUCCAGGAAAAUUUUGAAUUGUGUGCGACUGUAUUUUCCAAGAGGCAAAUCACCUAGGAAGUCUUUGCCAAAAAUGUGGGGAAUUUAUAAGGAAUUUGGAGAAAUUUAUGGAGAAUUUGCAAGAAUUUGCAGGAAAUUUAGAAGAAUUUAUGGGGUACUUGGAGGAGUUUGUGAUGGGGUAUCUGGAGGAAUUUCUGGAGAAUUUGGAGGAAUUUGCAGGUAUUUUUAGGAAUUUUGCGUAAAAAAAUCCCUCGAAAAUUCGCCUUUGAGGAAUUGUUUGCCCAAAUUCUGGAGGAGUGCUUUACCUCUUGUUAAGAACAGACAAUAUCCGAGAAUAUACAGUUAACUGUUUUGAUGAACAUACUAUUCCAUAAACAAUAAUUAACUCUGAACUUGACGCCAAUUUCAAUAAAGUUGAAGGUGAACCUCAAUUCGACUGACUCAUCUGAGGCUAUUCAGGGGGAAACUGAUAAUGAUGUUGUGAUGGCAGACAAAGAACCAGAGGAGCUCAACUCUCUUAAAAAUUAUAUGAAAAGGGUAGCCUUUAAUAUUAAAGAUUAAGAUUACUAUGCUUAGGUAACAGACAUCAACAAUGGAAGGUUUUUAAAAAUACAUUUAAAAAAGAGAAAGUCAAAUACAGUAAGAAAGUUAACAUCGCAAUAGUACUGCAUACAGACAACAAGAAAAGCAAAGUGAAGUUUGUAAAAUUAAAUGUAUGCCAUUUUAGAUGGUCUGAAAAAAUAAAAUUGAUGAUCUAAUCCAUUUGAUUUAGAUCAUAAAGAUUUAAAUAUGUAGUAUGAAAGAAAAAUAUAAAAGUUUGAAGAAAUAGGGAAUACCCAAGGGGAAUACCUAUAUACUGCAAUAACUUGCAAUAGUUCACAUUAAUUACAAUGGUUUGCAAUAUCUAGAAUCAAUGGGCAAUAGGUUGCAAUAGUCCACAAUACUCUGCAAUACUUGAGUAUUGCACAAUAUAUGUACAAAAAAACUUCAGUGAAAUACCCCUCGAUGGAAAAACUCUAAUUAAUAAAUCCUGAAAGUUUCAAGUUGCUGUGAUGGGUCAAAGCUCAGAGGGUUCAAAAUAUUUUUUAGGGACCUUCAAAGGUGAUUUUACAAGGAUUUUCUUAGGUAUCAAUGAGUAAAAAAAAUCUUAACUUUGGUUGUGAGUUUUAUAUCAACUUCCAACUUGUUUUGUAUCAUGAAAACACUUUAAUCAAUAAAUCCUGAAAAUUUCAAGUUGCUGUGAUGGCUCAAAGUAUUUUUCAGGAUGAUUAUAUAACAAUUUUAUGAUUAUUAAUGAGUAAAAAAAUGCGUAACUUUGGUUGUGACUUUCAUAUCAACUUCCACUUUGAUUUGCACCAUGAAAAAAUUCUAAUUAAUAAAUCCUGAAAGUCUCAAGUUGCUGACAUUGCUCAAAGUAUUUUUCAGGAAUCUUCAUAUACCUACAUACCUACACAAUUUAAAUUCUGUUGAAUCAUUGGCCCUUUAGAUAGGUGGGUAAAACAAAAUAAUUGUUGGCUCUAAUUUUUCAACAACAACAACAACAUUAUGUUGGUUGCCAAUUUUCCAAUUCUCCCAGACAUUCAUUGCCAAGUUCAUUACUACAGGCAAAAAUGUUUUUAACCUUUCAAUGCUAUAAUCGACUUUUUGUAACACCUCUGGUCUGUAGUAUGAGCCGAAGACCUUGAAACCAACCAGGUAAAUUCUUGUGUUAAUUAAUUGCUCGAUGGCCAAUUAUUCACUCAGAUUUUUAUAUUAUUCAACUACUCAUUCAGAUUUGAUUUCACAACAAAAUAUCAGAUAACUUUUUACAAGAUAAGAUUAAUGUAGACAAUACGCAUUGUUUAGGAAUAAAAAAAUUUUUUUAGUAAUAAACAUAUUUUCUACUAGUCAACACACGUGGAAGUAAUUUCGAAUUGAAACUGUAAACAACUUGAUAGUAGUUUGCAACCUUACGAGCAACAUUAAACAAGUGAAUUUUUUCUAUUAAUAAAAAGUAAAAGUUUUAAAUUUUUUUUGCCAUUAUGAUGCAAACUAAUACUUUUGUACAUGAUUAUUUGAAUGCAAUAAUUAUGGGUGAUUAUCACAACUACAACCACAACAGCGAAAUCAGCAUAAAACAAGAACCUGAAUCGAAUAACAUAAUGAUUACAUCAGCCUCUGUCCCAAUUCCUGUAAGGAGAGAUCCUCCAGAAUACCGUGACUACAUUUUUGAAUUAGACAACUCCCAAAGCCCUUUAUAUGGUACAAUAGGUUUAACAUCAGAUCAAGCCUUAUCACCCACCAACCCAUACGGUACCUAUUGGGACAAUCACAUUUUGGGUGAAAAUGAGCUUAUGAAAUCUGAAGCCUUAAUCCACAUGGACGAAGAUGACAUUUUUCAAGUGGACGAAGCUGAUCUCAUACAAGGUCCCACUUUGGCUGAGCUCAAUGCCAAUGACGAAAAUCUUUUGGGCGAUUUAAAUUUCGACGAUUUGCUUUUACCCAGUGAUACUAGCUAUACUAUUUUGGAGAGUACUCAGGGUGGAUAUCCUCAUGCCACUAAUAAUAAUCAGAUGAUAAGUGCUUCAGCGUCUUGUCCGCAAGGUUUGAUGUUUUAUAAAGAAUUGGAACUUCCAUCAAAUUUGACUGCUGCAAACUAUGAUGUUAACUCUAGAACUCCGGUUUCUGCACUUUCUCCAAGCAGUCCGGCUAGUUCUAAUUCGUCUAUAGUCAACUCUCCGAUGCACGUGCAUAAUUUACAACCCAAACAGAGUACUCUACAUGAUUUGCUGAUGAGAAAAGAUAAAUUCGAAUCUUCACCAGACAGAUCAUUAUUAGGUCACUCUGUUCCAAAUCGUAACACGCCCCUCCACUGUCAAAAUGUGAAAAUGUAUCGAAAUCAAGCCUCUAGAUUGUCCUCUUCUGCUCCCACUCACCUAAAUUUGGAUCAGAUAUGGCAAAGGAGGGAGCCCAGAAAACAUUUAUUGUCGACCAGUUCAUUGGCCGAAUGCGGUUCAACUUCCUCCUUAUCAACCGGAGGAAUUUUGAGCCCUGAACUUCCAGACUACUCUCACGACGAAUAUGAAACCGAUGAAGACAGUGACGCCCACUAUGAAGAUUAUUCAUCUGACAUCAAUUCUGAUGAUGAUGACGAUACACCUAGAGCCUCCUCGUCAAAAAAAGAAAAAUUCUUUUGGCAAUACAACAUUCAAUCCAAAGGGCCCAAAGGGCAACGAUUGGUGAUGAAAUCGAAAAUGGAAGAUCCGCACGUGUUAAAUGAAGUCACUGACCCUGUGUUUAGUACCGAUUGUUCUGUGAGGGGCAUUAAACAUAGUGGUAAGUUGACCAUUAUCAGACACAGUGGUAAAGCGCGCAAAGGAGAUGGUAAUGAUUUAACUCCUAACCCGCGUAAACUUUACACUAUUGGCAAGGAACUUGACAAACUUGGCAGAACUAUUAACGAUAUGACACCAGUAAGCGAAUUACCAUUUAAUGUAAGACCAGAUUCAAGAAAAGAGAAAAACAAAUUGGCUUCAAGAGCCUGCAGACUGAAAAAGAAGGCCCAACAUGAAGCCAACAAAAUCAAAUUAAGUGGACUGGAACAAGAACACAGACGGUACAUAAACACUAUACAACAAAUCAAGCAUCUAAUUGCAAUGAAACUAAACAAACAGGACAGUCAAGAAGAUGUAUCUCAAACCAUUGACAAAAUCUCUAAAUCUUGUAUAAAAGGUAAAGUUGCAGGCCAUACCACAGAAUACGUCAACAAAGUUUUAGAUAAGCUAAAAGCUGGCAUCAGUGCUAACACGGCUUUGUCCUCUAGCUUUAUUGAUGACCUAUAGACUGAGGAUUGGAGAAAAAUUGAUUGAAUCUCUCUUAGGAAGCGUGUGUCUACAACUAGUCAUGUGUAGUGAAACAGGGAAAAAAAAAUUCUGCUGGGUUUUGUUAUUUACCUCCGUUUAUUACUGUUAAGUUCCUACAAGAAAAAAUUGAAAUGUUGCCUUGUUUGAGCCAUAUUAAUAAUAGUAAUAUCCAUAUUUUUGUACGCUCCUUGUAAGUAAGUUUUAGUGAGUUGAGUAUUAAGUUUAUAGAAUAUGAAAGUAGGGGAAAGGAGGAGGUGUAUUCUGUAAACUUUGGUUAUGUGUGAUAGUACAACAAAAAUCUUUCUACAAGUUACAUAUAAAUUAUAUUGCUUUUUUUGUCCAACUCUGUAAUUGUUACAGCAAAUGUAAUUCUUGUAUUUAGAGUAACAAUUUCUUUUGGAAUUUGCAUUUGCUGUUAUUUUUUUCAUGCAUAUAUUAUAAUAUAAAGUAGAAAGUAUUUUACUUGGCUCUUGUAUUACUGGCUAAUUAUUUAUUCUUGCCUUUUAAAUGUUUAAAUAUUUGAAAGGCAGUUUUAUAUUUGUACAAAUAACACUUGAAAACAGGUAAAAAAAAAAAAACUUCCUUCCAUUUAUUUCAUUAGAAUCCCAUAUACUAGUCUAGCAUAUAAAUUAUUUGUACAUAAUCCAAUAUUUAUGGUUUUCAUUUAUCAUUACUUUCCCAAUCUGAAAAAAAAAAAAACAAUAAGAAGGGUUACAAAAAUAUUGUGUUCAUAUUGUGAUAAAAAUCGUAACUAAUAGGUGAUGAACGGAGCUGGCCUCUUGCAGUUAAAAAUAUAAUUUUUAUUUUACGUUUAUUUGAAAGUAAGUGCGGUCGUACACCAAUGAAAUAUCAAUCAUGCAGUACUUACACGCUGCAUUUUACGUUUUUAUGCAGCAGAAGUUUAUCUGCGGUAUUUACUUCAUGUCGCAUGUUUGAUGUUUCAUUGGUGUAGGACCGCACUAAGUACGAUAUUAAAAUCAAAACUGUUUUUUUUUUACGCUCUCUCUAUAUUGGGCGGAUAAAUUCAUCUUUUUAAUGAAUUCAUAGGACGACGAACCGUUAAUCAAAAAAUAGUUUUGGUGAAAAACUGGCUGUGCGAACGAUAGUGAUAAGCUUUAUUUUUUUUUAGAUGUAAGGUUUGGUUAUGCCAAGUAAAAUACAUUAUUGAGAUUAAUUAUUAUGUAAUUACUCUGUAGAAUAGCUAGUUUAUAUUAACUAUAAUUGUAUGUAUUUAAAUUGCCUUAAACUCAUAAAUAUCUAGCUAUUUUUUCAGGAUACCUGGGAAAAACACUUUCCAUGUAAGUUGGGGAUUUUUUUUUUUCACGAGCGUAAGGAAAACAAAACGAAAAUAGAAUUUAUUAAAUAGAUUACAACUAUUCAGAAAUAACAAGUUAUUUGGUAUUUAUAUACAUCUUUCUAUGUAAAUAAGUGUGCUCAAAAGUGCCAUUUUCUGCACGCUAGUAGAAAAAUUAUAUUUCUGGCACAUUGUGUUUAAAUUUGAAAAAAAAAAAAAUGAUUUGUUUUUAUUUAGAUAUUAGGAGUUAAGUAAUUAUAUAUGUAUUGCAAUAGUUUUAUAUAGCAUAUCUAAAAGAAUUGAUUUUGGAUACACGAAGCUUUAGUUUAUUGUUACAUUUGUAGGUAUAUAUAUUUUGGUGUUUUAUAAAUAUAUUUUUUUAAGUUUUCUUCUUCAUGAAUAUUCUAUAGUUUAAUUUUGGUGUAAAUUCAAAUUAGACAAUGUUUUUUUAAAAAAAAUCAAAUUUUAUUUGGUUCUCUUUUAACAAAUUAUGUACAAAACGCGAGAAUAAAAAAAAUGUAAUAAAAAUCCUUUUUUAUUCGUAAUAAUUCAGGAACAGUCUUUAUGUAAUAACAAUGUGACAGGUCCGAGUUGAUGUCUGUCCGGCCUUGACCCACAAUAACCAAUAAUUAUUCAGACAGUGUUGAAAUUCUAUAAUUAAAUUUAUUCUUGGAAAGCUAUUCUAUAGACUUCCUCCACGUGACUGACAAAAUGCACUUCGAGCCCUUCCGUUAUAAAUGUGGGCAGAUCAUUGAAAUCCUUUUUAUUCUCUUCAGGUAGUAUUAUGCAUUUUACACCUGAUCUUUUAGCCUGAAAAUAAUUUACGAAAUCAAACAAUAUUAAUAAAAAUGUAAACAUCCACUAACCGCUAUCGUUUUUUCUUUAAUCCCUCCCACAGGUAAAACUUUUCCCAUCAAAGAAAUUUCUCCUGUCAUGGCCAAAUCUUGUCUGGUUGGUUUGUUUUUGGCCAAUGACAAAAGGGCAGUUACUAUUGUACAACCUGCACUAGGACCGUCUUUGGGUGUUGCUCCUUCAGGAACGUGCAGAUGGAGAUGACUGAAAAGUAUAAUUAAGAAAAUGUCUAUGAGCUAAAAAAAAAUUGGUUACCUAUUCAGCAGAAAUUUAUUAUUUGGAUCAUUUAAUGACAAAAAAUUUCUAGCCACUGUCAAGGCAAUUUUUGCAGACUCCUUCAUUACAUCCCCCAAAUGCCCAGUCAACUCCAUACUACCUUCAGAAUCUUUUUCAGUUGAAGGUAGCCUUCUUGUUGUUGUUUCUAUGUAUAAUGUAGAGCCACCUUCAAAAAAAAUUAAUCAAUAAUUACCAAUAUUGAUUUAAAAAAGAAUAAAAUAUUUUACCCAUAGCAGUCCAUGCUAAACCCAUAACAACCCCUGGAGGAGUAGUUGGAUACAUCCUAUCAUGAGUAAAUACAGGUUUACCAACAAACUCUUGUAAAUUAUUAGAACCCACAUCAAUAAAUUGAGUUUCAUCUUUUACUACUUUAUACGCCACUUUUCUCACUACUUUCUCUAUAUGUUUCUGCAAAUUCCUAACUCCACUCUCCCUACAAUAGCUCCUAAUAAGAAUCUUUAAAGCCUCAUCUUCCACUUUGAUGUGGUCAUCUUUUAAACCACUAUCUCUCAUAGCUUGCGGCAAUAAAUAUUGCUUGGCAAUGGCCAAUUUUUCUUCUGCCACAUAGCCAGACAUGUCAAUCAUUUCCAUACGAUCCCUUAAAGGUUCUGGAAUAGUGUCAACUACAUUGGCAGUGCAAAUAAAUAAGACUUUUGACAAAUCCACUGGCACAUCCAAGUAAUGGUCUAAAAAGUUGGCAUUUUGUUCUGGAUCUAAUAGUUCCAAAAGAGCUGAACUAGGAUCUCCUGAAUAACCCCUAAAAAUUAUAAAUAACAAUUUGUAUUAGAAAAAAAAAAAACAUCUACUUGCUUUCCAAUUUUAUCCACUUCAUCAAUCAAAACCAAAGGAUUUUCAGUUCUAGUUUUCUUAAAACAUUGAAUUACUUUGCCAGGCAUCGCACCCACAUAAGUACGUCGGUGGCCUUUGAUUUCAGCAACAUCUGUCAUGCCUCCCACUGAAAAUCUAAAAUACUCCC